Molecule: messenger RNA, 825 nt
Organism: Schistocerca serialis cubense
Lineage: Eukaryota; Metazoa; Arthropoda; Insecta; Orthoptera; Acrididae
Product: collagenase-like
Exons: 6
Coding region: 1-825 (274 amino acids)
Biological process (GO): proteolysis
Molecular function (GO): serine-type endopeptidase activity
Source: RefSeq, a predicted model, not a curated record
AUGGGCGCAUACUCGCAAUUUCCUGACAUUCCAGAUUUAGAGUAUCCUCCACCCACACUAGCGGAAAUAAAGAAUCAGAUAAUGAAGCUACAGAAGAACAAAAGCCCGGGAGGAGAUGGAAUCCAGGCAGAAAUCAUUCAAGCCGGAGGGGAGGGACUUCACAAGAAAAUCCACCAAUUAAUCAAGGGGAUCUGGAUUUUGGAGGAUAUCCCAGAAGAUUGGAAAACAGCUGUCAUAUGCCUUACACACAUGUUCAGCACGUGGGCGGUGAGCCUGGGAGGCAUCCGCCGCAGCGGCAGCGAGUCUGGCCGCGUGACCAUCAACACCAGGUCGACGACGGUGCACUCCGGCUACAACGCCAACACGCUCAACAACGACAUCGCCGUCAUCUUCCUGGGCACCAAUGUGCAGCUCAACAGUUACAUCGCUCUGGUGAACCUGCCUUCUCGCUCACAGGCGGGCAACAGCUUCGAGGGCCAGACCGCUACGGUCAGCGGUUGGGGUCUGACUGCCGAUAACGGCAACACGGCCAGCACGCUGCAGUACACGACGCUGAGCGUCAUCUCCAACUCGCUCUGCCAGCAGUACUACGGAGGCGUCAUCGUCUCCUCAACACUCUGCGCCAUCGGCUCCAACCGACAGAGCACCUGCAACGGUGACAGCGGCGGCCCCAUGGUGAUCGGCUCGACGGACAGCUUCACCCUGAUCGGCGUCGUCAGCUUCGUGUCGGACGCUGGUUGCUCGAGCGGCGCUCCGUCCGGCUAUGCCAGGGUCAUCUCCUUCCUCGACUGGAUCUCCAGCACCGCCGGCGUCAGCAUCUCGUAA